GAGAAGUCUUGAGAGCUACGUUGCAACUAAGCCACAACCACCGUCUUCAACGGUUGGAGAGAGAGAGAGAGAAAGAGCGCCAUCGGACGGUUUCUCCAACAUUUUGCCUCUUCUUUAAGCAAAAGCCAACGUCUACUCUUACCAGUUGCUUCAGAUCUGUCCUUGCUCCGCCAUUGUUAAGUUUCGCUUCAUAUUUUUAUAUAUGACUACAACAUUCUAGAGAAAUACUAAGCUUCGUACUGGAAAUCCAGUUCUGACAUUUAUUCCCCUGUAAAAUGGUGGUUUCGGGGCCAUUAACACCUGGACAGGUGUCCUUUUUGCUUGGCUGUAUCCCAACUGUUGUUGCAUGGAUAUAUUCUGAAUUUUUAGAGUACAAGAGAUCUGCGUCACCAUCAAAAGUUCAUUCAGACAAUAAUCUGGUUGAACUGGAACAUGAGGCUAUCAAAGAAGAUGAUCGGACUGUUUUACUGGAAGGAGGGCUUACAAAAUCAUCGUCAAUGAAGUCAUAUAGCUCUUCUAUAAGGAGUAACUUGUUUAGGUUCUUAACCAUGGAAGAUUAUUUUCUACUAGAGAAUCGAGCAACUCUGAGAGCAAUGUCUGAGUUCACAGCAAUUCUGGUGUACUUCUACAUCUGUGACCGGACAGAUACAGUGCCUCAGUCUACAAAGAACUACAAUAGGGACCUUUUCCUUUUUCUGUACCUUCUCCUUAUUGUAGUCUCUGCAAUGACAUCUCUGAAGAAGCAUCAUGACAAGUCUCCAUUUUCUGGAAGAGCCAUACUUUAUCUCAACCGGCAUCAAACAGAAGAGUGGAAAGGGUGGAUGCAGGUCCUGUUUUUAAUGUAUCAUUAUUUUGCUGCUGCCGAGAUAUACAAUGCAAUUCGCAUUUUUAUUGCUGCAUAUGUCUGGAUGACUGGAUUUGGAAACUUUUCCUACUAUUAUAUACGCAAGGACUUUAGCAUUGCUAGAUUUUCUCAGAUGAUGUGGCGGCUUAACUUUUUCGUAGCUUUUUGUUGUAUUGUUCUCAACAAUGAUUAUAUGCUUUAUUAUAUUUGUCCCAUGCAUACCCUUUUCACUAUUAUGGUGUAUGGAGCUCUUGGCAUUUUCAACAAGUAUAAUGAGAUCAAAUCUGUCAUGGCUAUAAAGAUACUCACAUGCUUUCUCGUGGUUAUUGCAAUAUGGGAAGUACCUGGAGUCUUUGACAUCUUAUGGAGCCCUUUUACAUUCUUUCUGGGGUACACAGAUCCUGCAAAACCAGACCUUCCUCGUUUGCAUGAAUGGCAUUUUAGAUCUGGGCUAGAUCGCUACAUAUGGAUAAUUGGAAUGAUAUAUGCUUAUUUUCACCCAAAUGUUGAGAAAUGGAUGGAUAAACUAGAGGAAUCAGAAACCAAAAGGAGGCGCACAAUCAAGACAACCAUUGUGGGAACGUCUUUAUUAGUUGGAUACUUGUGGUUUGAGUACAUCUACAAACUGGAUAAGGUGUCUUAUAAUAAAUACCAUCCUUACACAUCAUGGAUUCCAAUAAGUGUUUACAUUUGCUUACGGAAUUUCACUCAGCAGCUUCGAAAUAUUUCCUUAACUCUGUUUGCGUGGUUGGGCAAGGUUACUUUGGAGACUUAUAUUUCCCAGUUCCAUAUCUGGCUGAGAUCUGGCGUGCCUAAUGGACAGCCAAAGUGGCUUCUUUCAAUAAUUCCAGAAUAUCCUUUACUCAAUUUCACGCUCACAACUGCCAUUUAUAUCCUGCUAUCUCAUCGGCUCUUUGAGCUAACCAACACUCUCAAGGCAGUUUUUGUACCAACAAGAGACAACAAGCGUCUGUUUCAUAAUUUUAUUGCUGGGAUUGCAGUGUCGUUGUCCCUGUAUUGCAUCUCCCUUAUUCUUCUUCAGAUUCACCGUUGAAAAAAAUUAGUUACCACCACCAAAGAGUGUUUUGGCAAAGAAAAGAUUUACCCAUUUCGGUACAAGCCUGGUUUGGAUAGGAGUAAAUAACGCAAAUGUGAAAAGAAUAGAAUGCAAGUGUAGACACUCUUCAGGGAAAUUGGCAAUGAGUUGCUUCGUCUCGACACCAAAUGUAUGCUGUUCCGCCCCGACAUUCACUAUUAAAGCUGGUUGAGAGGAGCUAGCUUUUUUUUUCUUUUUUUCUUUUUUUCUUUUUGUAUUAAAUUUGUUUCAUUUUAUCCAUCCCACUUUUAUGUGAAUCUUCUUUACCAAUGAGAGUAUAUGAUGUAGAAUACUGGUAUGCAGCCACCAUACAGAUACAGUGUCGAAAAACUAGUCAAUUAUAUUUGUUCGAUAUUAUUGAAAUUAAAACAUAAAUACUGAA
Messenger RNA from Impatiens glandulifera, 2322 nucleotides. RefSeq names its product protein REDUCED WALL ACETYLATION 1-like. NCBI's taxonomy places the organism in Eukaryota, Viridiplantae, Streptophyta, Magnoliopsida, Ericales, Balsaminaceae. The record is from RefSeq and is a predicted model, not a curated record. The transcript has 17 exons. The coding region runs from base 276 to 1898 and encodes 540 amino acids. Gene Ontology annotation, biological process: xyloglucan metabolic process; plant-type secondary cell wall biogenesis; xylan biosynthetic process. Gene Ontology annotation, cellular component: Golgi apparatus. Gene Ontology annotation, molecular function: acetyltransferase activity.